AUGCGAGAAGGGGAGACCUUGAAAGCAUACUCAGACAGGUAUUGGGAGAUGUACAAUGAGAUAGAGGGUAACUUUGAUUACGUCGCCAUCAACACUUUCAAGAGCGGCCUCCCAACCGAGCAUGAUUUAAGAAAAUCCCUAACAAGAAAGACUGUCACCGGCUUGGGCCAACUCAUGGACCGGAUCGACAAGUAUAAAAUGGUUGAAGAAGACCAACAAUUGGGUAAAGGGAAAUCCAGAUCUAUCGAUGCGCAGGUAGUUAAUGCUGUGUUCCAAGAUCCAGUACAUCAGGUUCUGGAGAAGAUCAAGAACGAGCCAUUCUUCAAAUGGCGAAAUAAGAUGGCAGGAGACCCCAUGAAGCGCAACCAAAACCUAUAUUGCCAAUACCACCAAGAAACGAGGCACACCAUCGAGGACUGCAGGAACUUAAGGAAUCACUUGGACCAGCUGGCCUGA
Messenger RNA from Quercus robur (English oak), 456 nucleotides. RefSeq lists its product as uncharacterized. The transcript has 2 exons. NCBI's taxonomy places the organism in Eukaryota, Viridiplantae, Streptophyta, Magnoliopsida, Fagales, Fagaceae. Bases 1 to 456 code for a protein of 151 amino acids. The record is from RefSeq and is a predicted model, not a curated record.